Messenger RNA from Schistocerca americana (American grasshopper), 699 nucleotides. RefSeq names its product odorant receptor 83a-like. Gene Ontology annotation, biological process: detection of chemical stimulus involved in sensory perception of smell; sensory perception of smell. The transcript has 5 exons. The coding region runs from base 1 to 699 and encodes 232 amino acids. Gene Ontology annotation, molecular function: odorant binding; olfactory receptor activity. The record is from RefSeq and is a predicted model, not a curated record. Lineage: Eukaryota; Metazoa; Arthropoda; Insecta; Orthoptera; Acrididae. Gene Ontology annotation, cellular component: plasma membrane.
AUGCGGCAGGCAGCCGUGACGAGGCUCCAGCAACAGCUGAGCGAGUGUCGCCGCCUGAGCAUGUGGGCGACUGCCUUCUGGCUGUGGGUGUGCGUGUACGGCGUCACACACUGGUGCCUCGUCCCCCUCAUCAUCGGUGACAACUCGCUGCCUUUCGACGCUCUCUAUCUGUUCGACGCCAGCCUGCCGCCACUACGACACGUGGUGCACUGCCUGCAGUACGUCGCGGGCCUCCAGAACAUUCUGCUGUCCGUGUUCUUCGACCUGUUCGUGCUGUGGCUGCAUUUGCUGCUGUGCGCCCAGCUGCGCUACCUCGCCGAGAACCUGCGCCGCCUUCGCCGGGUUACAGACACGGACGAGCACAAGAAACUACUGUUUGCCUGUGUCGCGCAUCACAGCGACCUCCUCAGCACAAUCCAAGAGCUCAAUUCAUGCGCAGGUCCCAGCUUCUUCCUCCAGUGCUUCGAGAAUACAAUCCGCAUGUGCAUGAUUGCUUUCAUGGCCACAACAACAGUCGCUGACCAGAUGCAGGUGUGGAGUUCGGCGCAGUUCUUCCUUGCAGCCGUGGGCCAGCUCUUCCUGUACUGCUGGUGUGGCCAGCAGAUCUCACAUCUGUACUGUAAAGGAAUUUUCCAUGGUGAGCGGGCUGCAGUGCAGUCCACAAAGACAUAUAAUGAUGAGGAACUGCCCCAAGGAUAG